Messenger RNA from Seminavis robusta, 1017 nucleotides. The record is from the annotation of a GenBank genome assembly. Lineage: Eukaryota; Bacillariophyta; Bacillariophyceae; Naviculales; Naviculaceae.
AUGGACGCCAAACAGAUCCGUCAACUCGUUGAGAAGGCGGUAGCAAACGCGGUAGCAGCCACGUUGCAGAACCAAAACGUCCUUGAUGCUCUGCGCCCACCGCAACAAGUGCCUCCGCCACCGCCCCCUCCGGUAGCAUUCGCUAUCAACCCAGCUGGAGCUGGAAAUCUGCCAUGGGAUUUCACGUCAGUGACGGGAUUGAAGAUCUUUAUCGCGUCGACUACCCCUUUCAAGGUGCUCUACGACGGAAAUCAAACUGGACUUCGGGACUUCUUGCGAAAGAUCUUUCAACGUGCCGAAUCAUACGGAUGGACCACGAUCUUGAUGGUCAACAAUACACGAGGAGUGAGCAAGAACAUCACCACGCAACACGGAAGUUUGACCGUGGCAAACCCCAGCCAGCCAGCUGCAGACGGUGCUCCCGAGCCAGAUCCCAUCAUCAAGGAAGACGGGAUGUGUAUGCUUUUCGAGCUCAUCAGGAUGGUAUCUGUUGAAACCAAAGCAACGGUGUCAAUCCUCAACAAGAAACUGAUCAACCUUGACGCGAUCACGGAGAAGGCAAAGUCCAACAUCGAAGACUUCAACUUCGUUGUCGAGGAUCUGAUUGAUCAACUGGAGUCACGCAGCGUAGAACCACCACCAAUGCUACUCAGCCUGUUCGAUGGAUAUGCGAACUGCGCUGACACGGCAUCCGUCAAGUAUAUGGCUCGGAAUCAAGAUGCCUAUGAAGAUGGUUCUCUCGAACUUCAGUACGAGAAUCUGAUGCACAUCGCUUUUGAGAAAUACAAAGCGAUGGUCAGCAAGGACAAGCGGAUGAAGAAGUCAGACGAACAGCUCAAGAUUAUCGCUCUGAAGUCCAAGAUGGAAGACGACAAGCUCGAGAUCAUCGCCCUCAAGUCAAAGGUUGACAUGAUCCACAAGCCAGACUCCAAGCAAGCUUCCGACAAAGGAGCAGCAAAGAAGGAAGAUAGGCAGUCCAGUCAAUGGGAAGACGUACAUUUACUGUCCUUACCAUGA